AUGUCCAAGACAGUAAAGAGGAGGGGGCCAUUGGCUGCCCAGCAUGGUCAAAAGAGACAGAAGUUGUCUCCGUCGAUAAAGAGUCGAGUGUACAGCGGGCCAGCUGUUCGUGGCGACGCGUUGAAAUGGAAAACAGUCCCUUUGCCGAAGAGACUGGAGGACGCCGAAGGAUUCUUUGGACUUGAAGAGAUUGAAGAUGUCGACGUUGUCCGAGAUGAGACCAGUCAUCAUGUGAUGUUUCAACCGAGAUCACUCGCAGCUGUGGAUGACCCAACCGACAGUAACCAGCUCGAGGAAGAAUGGCAGGGUUUUGAUGACGGAGCUGGAAUGGUGGAAGAAAAAACCCGAAGACCGAUGGCGGUAUCAGACUCUUCAUAUGACACUUUACAGGCUUCAAAAAGAGCCAAAGACUUCGAUAAGCGAAAAAACAAGACCAAAGCCAAACAAGAAGAGGAGGUUGUCCCCAAUGUCAAGUUUGAUGUUUUGCUGGAGAGCUCCGAAGAUUCCAAGACAGAUGUAGCGGCAUGGAAGCAUCUUGAGCUAUCUCCGUCAACCUUUUCACAGCUUUCUCAACUUGGCUUUGCUCGCCCUACGCCCAUACAAGCAGCCAGUAUUCCGCCGAUCAUGCAAGGCCACGAUGUGAUUGGCAAGGCUGUAACCGGAUCUGGGAAGACUUUGGCGUUCGGCAUUCCACUUUUUGAACAUUGGCUUUGGAGGGAGAAUGCGGUACCGAAUGGCCCGACUAAAAGCAAGGAUUCUAUCCUAGCUCUCAUUCUGGCACCUACCAGAGAGCUAGCAUUGCAGCUCAAUAGGCAUCUGAAUGAGCUAUGCAUAGGUCUGGAAGACCAUCCCAAAAUUGUCGCCGUGACCGGCGGACUCUCCAUUUACAAGCAACACCGACAGCUGGAAUAUGCCGAUAUUGUGGUAGCGACUCCAGGGCGACUGUGGGAAAUCAUGAAUGAUGCCUCUACCGAUUACGAUGUUGACGCAUUGGUGGACCGAUUGAAGAAGAUUCGGUUCUUGGUAGUGGAUGAAGCCGAUCGAUUAUUGAGUGAAGGCCAUUUCAAAGAAGUGGAGAACAUUCUUGAUGCCCUUGACCGGAAGAUCGUGGACGAGGAGGAGGACCAAGAUACGGCGCCAGACUCACCAAAUUCGAUCCGGCAGACCCUUGUGUUCUCCGCUACGUUCCAUAAGGGACUACAGCAAAAACUCACAGGCAAGCUCAAGUCUGCGGGCCGGACGAAUAACAACCUCCUCACCAAUCAGCAGUCCAUGGAGUACCUCUUGCGGAAGCUCUCGUUCCGCGAAGAGAAGCCGACCUUCGUUGAUGUGAAUCCCAGUUCGCAGAUGGCCGCCGCGCUUGCUGAAUCAAUCGUGGAAAGUCCCGCAAUGAAGAAGGACCUGUUUCUCUAUACUUUGCUAGUGCAACACCCCAACAAAAAGACGUUGGUUUUCACAAACAGCAUUUCAGCUGUUAGGCGAGUGACGGUGUUGCUUCAGACCUUAAAGCAAGCUGCGGUCGCCUUGCACUCGACGAUGCCACAAAAGUCACGACUACGAUCUUUGGAGAGAUUUGCAGCCCAGAGCAGCAUCCUGGUAUCCACAGAUGUUGCAGCUCGAGGACUCGACAUCAAGGGGAUCGAUCUAAUUAUUCAUUACCAUGUGCCCCGCACUGCAGAUAUGUAUGUACACCGAUCCGGAAGAACUGCUCGUGCCGAGAUGUCAGGGCAAUCGAUCCUGCUCUGUUCUCCUGAUGAAGUUGCCGGAGUGAGAAGAUUGAUCGCCGAAGUGCACAAGAGUGACGAGGCACCCGAAACAAUCCAAUUAGAGGGGCGACUCAUGCAAAACCUGGAAUCACACGUGUCACUCGCCCAGAAGAUCACCGAAGCAACCCAGGCCAAGGAGAAAACAGCGAGCAAGGAAGAUUGGCUGCGAUCUGCCGCGGAAGAAUUGGGAGUGGACUACGAUAGUGAAGAGUUCGAAAGUCAGAGCCAGCGAGGCAAAAGGGGGAGAGGCGGCGGAAGAGUAAAGAAGGAAAAGGACAACGCUGCAACUAGCAAAGACCAGCUUUCUCAAUGGCGGUCGCAGUUGGACGAAAUGUUGAAGAAGAGGAUCAACUUGGGAGUCAGCGAGAGAUAUCUCGCUGGCGGACGGGUUGAUGUUGAGGCAUUGCUCGAGGGACGGAUGGAUGGAGCAUUUCUGGAAGGCCGCUAA
This is a messenger RNA of Cladophialophora psammophila CBS 110553, 2214 nucleotides long. RefSeq lists its product as uncharacterized. Lineage: Eukaryota; Fungi; Ascomycota; Eurotiomycetes; Chaetothyriales; Herpotrichiellaceae. The coding region runs from base 1 to 2214 and encodes 737 amino acids. Gene Ontology annotation, cellular component: nucleolus. The record is from RefSeq and is a predicted model, not a curated record. The transcript has a single exon. Gene Ontology annotation, molecular function: RNA helicase activity; ATP binding; nucleic acid binding.